This is a messenger RNA of Xiphias gladius (swordfish), 3223 nucleotides long. Its product is annotated as Rab interacting lysosomal protein. Gene Ontology annotation, biological process: cilium assembly. The transcript has 8 exons. The record is from RefSeq and is a predicted model, not a curated record. NCBI's taxonomy places the organism in Eukaryota, Metazoa, Chordata, Actinopteri, Istiophoriformes, Xiphiidae. The coding region runs from base 569 to 1861 and encodes 430 amino acids. Gene Ontology annotation, cellular component: cytoplasm; ciliary basal body. Gene Ontology annotation, molecular function: protein dimerization activity.
AAGUCACACUGUAGUUUGUCCUGUGCAGGUGUAGUUCUUCUGCCUCACAUAGCUGAUUUGAGUUUCGUAUUUUGACACUUGUUGGGACAGCUACAGCUCAGCAUUUCUGACUGCAGAUCUAGAGAGGGAAUUCAAUGUUCACGCUCCGGUGAAUGCAUCAACAUGCUCGACCUGGCAGGCGAGUUUUUGCAUGUAGCUGUGUGCGGGUUCACAUUGCACGGGUCAGAACAGUAGGAGGAUCCUGCAGACUGCAGGAGUACUGCCCUGGACUGCCCAGCCUUGUAAUACAGUGCACUGCAGAGUACUCGAUGUCCUUGUAUUUUAUUUUAUUUUUAGUCUGUUUUAUUGUGACCACACCGGUUAAAUAAAUACAUGACGUGUUGUUGACGGAAACGGAGCAGGUCGAGUUCAGACUCGUCCGGGGCUCGGCGACGUUCGCGUUUCGCACUUUACACCAGCGCUAGUUCGUCAGUGUUUUCACUUUCGCGAUCGUCUCGUUUCAAGGCUGACUGACAUGUCGCGCUGACGAGCCAGCGUCGCUUUCAGUAGCAGGGGAAGAGGCCCAGACAUGGAGGGACCCGAGGAACACCCAGACGCCAAGAAAACGCCGAGCUGCUUUGACAGGACGUGCUCGGCUCUGACCGUGGACGACGUGUACGAAAUAGCCAAACUGAUCGGCGCCGAGGUGGAGAAACUCAUCGACGGCCAUGGCAGAGAGAGCGUCGCGGGGCUGGUGCCGAGAGUAGUGAAAGUGCUGGAGCUGCUGGAGAGCUUCGCCUCCAGGAACCAUGCCCACAAACUGAGGGAAGAGGAGCUGCUGAGGACCUUCGAGACGAUACAGCUGCAGCAGCAGAAGAAACGUGGUGGGAAAGAGAGCGCGGAGGGCGGCGAUAAAGCUGCGGCACGGGAGCUGCAGCAGAAGGAGCAGCAGUGGAGGAGGAGGUGUGAGGAGCUGCAGGUCCAGGCAGAGCAGCUCCAGGAGGACAAGGAGGAGCUGCAGAGCAGGCUAAAGGGCAGUCAUGCACAGGGAGACCGUGUCAUGCGGCAGGAGCGAGAGGUGAUGCUGAAGCUGAAGCAGGUGGUCGACAAGCAGAGGGAUGAGCUGAGGGCCAAAGUUCAGGAGAUAACCACCAUCUCCAAAGAGGUGGAGGCGCUCCAGGAGCAGCUGGACCGCUUCAUGAAGAUGAAUGCAGAGCUGCGACACAGGCAGAAUGUGCUGCAGGCUCAGCUGAAGAGCACAGUGGAGAGGAAGGCCGACAUGGAGGCUGAUCUGAAGGAGAAAAACAAAGAGAUAGAAAACCUCCUAGCACAGCUGGACAGACCCAACAGCAGCACCCCUUCCAGUCCAAGUCAAACAGCUCGUGAGUCAACAAAAAGGUCGACGGCUGACCAGCGGGAUCCUGAUCAGCCGUGCUUCACCAAGAAGGAGGUGCGUGACAUCCUGUUCGAGAGGAACGAGCUCAAAACCAACCUGUUCCUGGUGCAGGAGGAGCUCAGCUACUAUCAGAGAGAGAUCCUGAACGAGGAACGGUGUCCAGGUUUCCUCUUAGAAGCUGUCCGCUCAGCCAUCAGAAAAAGGAGAAAGCUCAUUAAAGCCAAGAUGCUUGGAAUUUCUGUGAACGACUGCAGCAGCAGUGACGAGGAGGAGAGGAGUUCUCUGAUUGAGGAGACAGAAGUAGACGGCACACAAGUAAACGGCACUGACAAACCCGCUGAGUCACGCAUUCGUAACCUCUUUGGCUUCCUGACAUGGACGGCCAGCAGCCGGAGCCCGACCCACGUGAGCAACUCCGCCUCCAGCUGGGAGAUCAUCGGAGACUCAGAGGCCCCCGAUGAGACGGAGCAGCGGCCGUCUUCCUGAGCCUGGUAGUGGACCCGAGAUUGUCUUCAUUCGACCUGAAACACACACCCUUCUCCCCUCGGUCACAGCAUCCUCCUCAGCUUGUGGCAGAAAAUCUGGUCGUAGCUCAGUAAAAAGGUGAGGAGGUCAUUUGAAUGCAGCCCCAGUGUGCAUAACACAUAAGCACUAUGUGAGUGUGAGAAAAGAGAAUGUGUGAAUUAUUUUUAGACAAACCCUUCUGCUUUAGUUUGAUCAUGAUUACUUUCAUUUCCCGCUUUGUUACUUCACCUUUGUCCCCUUAUUUUCCAUAGAAGUGAUAAAUAAGAAGAACACUGUUUAACUACAGUAUAGGAAGCACAGUUUUCCACGGUAUCUAGAGGGAAACCUUUUUUACUCACCACAACAGAGAUUCUUCUUUUUGUGUAAAUAUAAAUACAAAAAAUAUUUUUUUUCUUCAUUUUAGCGAAAGUUUUAUUGUUGGUAAUUUUCCAAAAAUUAAGUUACUAUGCAUAGAUAUUUAUAUAGAUCCUUAACCAUUUUUAACAAAAACCAAAGACAUUACAAAGAUAUAUAUUCUGAAAGAACCCAUUCACCCCAGUAAUAUGGAAAACAGUAUAUGAAGUUAAUCUCUGUUUCACAAGAGGGCAUUGGUUCAUUUUAUAACAAAUAAAAACUAUUUUACCACAAAAGAUUAUCAUGUAACUUUUAUCUUAUUUUUAAUCCAUGUGUUUACUCAUACAUUUUUCAUGAUUUUAAGCAUUUUUAAGCUCAAGGAAAAAGAAAAGUUGUAGUCAUGGUACAAGACUCUUCCGGCAGGGAGUGCGUGUAAAUAAGCCUUAACUUGCUAAAAGUAUAUUUUCUUAAUUUUCAGUGAGUUGUUGCGUGGCACCAAAGCAUUUGGCUGGAGUGUAUUUGAUAUUGGUGCCAUAAGUGGUGUGUACACAGACACGUGCUUUAGCUGGUGUACCAGCCUCUGACCAGUGGUUACUUUACUUUUAAAGGAAGUUUCGCGCUUCCCCGUGGAAAUGAGAAGUGGUGUGGGAAAUUUUUUUUUUUUCUUGAAAAUUAGCUGGCCGUUGUUAUGUGACGCCUGUGUUCCCUCUAUAAGUCUGACGAUAACACUACUCAGACAGACCAGGUGGUGUUGUAUUUAUUGAGAGACAAUGUAUGACCUUCAGAUCAGACCAUGUUUUCCCGAAUUGCUAUGUUUUGCAAUCUAUUUUUGUAAGCAUGUUUUUACUGGAAGUUAAUGCUGACAAAAAUGCAUUUAAGAUGUCUUUUGCCAUGCGAGUGAACUUUAUUGAAAAUGUGAUAAAAACAAUACAUAAUGUGGUUUUUCUGUGAUAUUGAAAUUUAAAAAUUCAUGCAAUAAAAUCCACUCAA